UCACUGGGAUCAUCACUUCCGGGUACGGGGUUACUCCGAUGUUCCAGGAGUCAAAGUCAUGCUUCCAUUAACUAAAAGGAACAAGACCGUGGUCCAAGCACUGCUCAGGGCUGGAUCCUGCCCUCGAUGUGUGCUGCGAUUCUGUUGCCUGGGAAACCAAGCUACAUACAGACUUUCUUCCAAGGAAUUGUUCACUGAACUCUGCAAAUUCUUGAAUGAUGAUGAUGAAUGCAAGUCUGAACGAAUAGAAAAUGAUCAACCACUUUGUAAGAAAAUCAGAUUGGAGGAUUGUGAAAAUAAUGAAAUGGAUUCUGACAAAAAUGGAGCUACAAAACUGUCAUCAAAUGAACUUUUGGAUCCUGAUGUUGGUGUUCGAACCUGCACGGUAUGUCUGGGUGUUCUACAGGACCUUUGUGAAAAAGAUUUUGUGAAAAAGGUGUGUGAUAAAGUGGAAUCUGCUGGUUAUCAUUUUAGCAGUCUUGUAUUUUCAGUUUCACUGCCACCACAGCUCUUAGUCAGAGAGCAUGCCGUUUGGUUGCUGGUAAAACAGGAAGCAGGGCAACAAGGAAGUGUUUUGACAAAAGGUGAUAUUUUACAACUUAAGGAGGUUUACAAGUGGAUAACCCACCCACUGCUUUCCGAAGAACUGGGUGUUCCUGUGGUUGUGAAGAGUUUAUUCGAAGUGAGCGUGAUCUUUGCUCAUCCUGAAACUGAUGGAGAUUGCCAUUUUCUGGCCACAGUAUGUCGUGACUGCUUCAGACCAACGAAAAACAAGCAGUCCAUUUUCACUAGAAUGGCAGUGAUGAAAGCUUUGGAGAAGAUAAAAGAUGAUGACUUCCUUAAACAGUUUCCUUAUAAGCUUGAAGCGCCUAAAGGCUCUUGUAUUGUUCAGGAAAUUCAGUGCACACAUAAUUCGGUCUAUGUGGCAGGCCGAUAUAACAAGUUCUCCAGAACUCUACCACAGACUCCUUGGGUAAUAGAUGGAGAGAGAAAAAUGGAAUCCUCUGUAGAAGAACUUAUAGGAUUGCCUUUGAAGAAAAUGUUUCAAGUGGACAAUUUUAAUUUUUCAUCUUCGGGAAGGGAAGAUGUUGAUGUAAGAGCCUUGGGAAAUGGUAGACCCUUUGCAAUUGAACUGCUUAACCCACGUAAAACAUCUUUUCUACAACAAGACAUAAAAGAGCUUCAACAGAAAAUUAAUAACUCUACUGAUAAAAUUCGAGUUCGGGAUUUACAGAUAGUGACCAGGGAAGCGAUAGGACAUAUGAAGGAAGGUGAAGAAGAGAAGACAAAAUCAUAUAGUGCUCUAAUUUGGACAGAGAAAGCCAUAGAAAGGAACGAUAUAAAUUUUCUCCAGGAUAUAAAGGACCUAAAAAUUGACCAGAGGACUCCGUUGAGAGUUCUUCACCGAAGACCCCUGGCCGUAAGGACACGGGUAAUACACAACAUGGAAGUAGAAUACGUAGAUCAACAUCAUUUUCGUCUUUAUUUGAAGACUCAAGCUGGAUCCUACGUUAAAGAGUUUGUACAUGGAGAUUUUGGACGUACAAAGCCAAAUCUAGGCACGCUAAUGAACACAACGACAGACAUUCUUGAACUUGAUGUGGAGUCUGUAGAUGUUGACUGGCCUCCAAAAUUGGAUGAAUGAGUCAUCGAGUCUAUUCAAUUGCUGGAUAAUCGUGCCCAAUUAUAGCUACAACCAAAAAAAAAUUCAAAUAUAUUGUUGGAACUGGUUUGCUUUGAAGAAAAAUUUAAAAAUAAGUUAACUUAAUAUUACCUGAUGAUUUGGUUGCAAAAUAAAUUCACAAUGGCUUUUGGAUCAAAUAAAGAACUAAUUUGAAAGAU
Messenger RNA from Mobula hypostoma (lesser devil ray), 1842 nucleotides. It is a transcript of the gene pus10, whose product is annotated as pseudouridine synthase 10. Bases 59 to 1645 code for a protein of 528 amino acids. The record is from RefSeq and is a predicted model, not a curated record. Gene Ontology annotation, molecular function: RNA binding; pseudouridine synthase activity. Lineage: Eukaryota; Metazoa; Chordata; Chondrichthyes; Myliobatiformes; Myliobatidae. Gene Ontology annotation, biological process: tRNA pseudouridine synthesis. The transcript has 18 exons.